ACAGUGACAGCUAAUCAUGUGAGUCAAAAUUUUAUCAAAAAUUAUUUGCAUAUUUUUUUAUUAUUUAUUCUUUCUAAAUACACAGUGAUAUUUUAUCUGGUUCGAAAUUUUAAUUUACAACGUCGUUAUCUUAUCGAUUUUUCGCGCUGUAAUUCAUUAUCGACUUUUCGUGCGGUUAUUAUUAUUCAAAUUCAAAGUAGAACUGUUUGCCAAGAGAAGACGUGAAAAAUGUCCAAAAUAUCGGGAGAAUUACCAACGGCGGUGCCUUUGCCGGACAACGAAAAAGACCUGAAAGUCCUAGUGAACAAGUGCAAAGAUUGGGCCAUAAUGCACGGGAUUUCCAUGAGAUCGAAGGUGAAUUUCAGCGAAGAUAUCGUGCAAAUAGCCCCGUUUAUUCUCACACCCACCAGCAUACCCAGUAGAGAGUUCAACAAAGUGGUAGAGCUCCAGACUAUCCUGCAAGAACUGCUGCACAAAAUAGCCAACGAUAGGGAAUUCAUUAAAGCCUGCUACAGGGAUAUAAUCGAAGCCGAUGAGUUCAGCGGCAGAUUGUAUAAGAUCUACGAGCAAGUCGAAGAAGAAGGAGUAGCGCAGAAAAUUGCGAUGAUGCACUUACGAUCGGAUUAUUUGAUGCAAAACACGAUGAACAAUAAUUUUAAGCAGGUGGAAUUCAACACGAUAUCCGCGAGUUUUGCGAGCCUCUCCACCUUUAUGACCGAUUUGAAUAAAUACGUGCUGGGGGAAUUGGGAUGCACGGAUAAACUAAAAAACAUACCUAAUAAUAGGUCUUUGGUCGGUUUGGCUCAAGGUCUGAUAGACGCGUGGAGAUUGUAUAAAGAUCAAAACGCUUGCAUAAUGUUUAUCGUGGAGAAUCCGGUCCACAACAUCAGCGAUCAGCGUUUGAUCGAAUUCGAGAUUAAGAAAUUGAAUCCAACGAUUAGAGUGAUCAGACGGACGUUCCUCGAAAUACACACGAACGGAUCGUUGAAAGAUAACCGGGAGUUAGUAAUCGAUAAUUGCGUGAUAGCCGUGGCAUAUUUUCGCGAUGGAUAUGCCCCGAGUAAUUUCCCGACAGAUAAAGAAUGGGAUGCCAGGCUGUUGAUCGAGAGGUCGGUCGCGAUUAAAUGCCCCGAUAUAAAAUUCCAUUUGAUUGGACAGAAGAAAGUUCAGCAGGAACUCACGAAAUCGGGCGUUUUGGAGAGAUUCUUGACGGAGACCAAGAAGAUUAAGGCCGUUAGGGAAGUGUUUAUGAACAUAUACGGACUUGAAUUCGACGAACACGGUGACAGGGCCGUACAAAUGGCGUUGGAUAAUCCGGAAAACUUCGUAUUGAAGCCGCAAAGAGAAGGAGGCGGAUAUAACAUAUACGGUAGCGACAUCAAAGACCUGAUGCUUAAGAUAAACAAUUCGAAAGAACGAUUAUCUUACAUUCUCAUGGAGAGGAUUUUCCCGCCUGUGUCAAAGGGCUACAUGAUCUUGCCCGGUUCACAACCCGUUCUAACUGAAUUGAUAUCCGAGAUCGGCAUUUACGGAAUACUCAUUAGCGAUGGCCAAAAGAUCGUAGUGAAUGAACAGGCGGGCCACAUGAUUCGAAGCAAAGUAUCAACUUCGAACGAAGGUGGAGUAAUCGCCGGAGCCGCAGCGUUAGAUUGCCCCUAUUUGUUCGAUUAGUUUAAGGAGAAGCCACACUGAUUUGGUAACUAGCAACUGUGAUCACAUUUCUAUUCCAAUAUAUAUUUUGAUUUGCAUUUAUUCUGAAUGGUAUUUACUCGGGACGUGGUACUUUAUUGGGGUUCGUUCUUUUUCUUGUCCUUUUCGAUUAUGUGUUAUUACGUUAUUAUUAUUCACUCGACAAUGUCAACAAACUAGUAAAUUUUUGUAACACAGGCUAUUUAUUCAAAAAACAUUUACGCUGUCACUGGAAAAAUUGCAACACAAACAAAGCAACGCGAAUCAAUUAUU
Messenger RNA from Phyllotreta striolata, 1962 nucleotides. Lineage: Eukaryota; Metazoa; Arthropoda; Insecta; Coleoptera; Chrysomelidae. The record is from the annotation of a GenBank genome assembly.